AUGAUGGACCAAAAUCAUCAUUCGGAUAAGACAGCAGAGGCACAACCUUCUGAGAAAAAGAAAACUAGAAACUGCUGCAAUGGAUUCAAGAUGUUCUUGGCAGCCCUGUCACUCAGCUUUAUUUCUAAGUCACUGGGUGCAAUCAUUAUGAAAAGUUCCAUCACUCAAAUAGAAAGGAGAUUUGACAUAUCAUCUUCUACUGUUGGCCUAAUUGACGGAAGCUUUGAAAUUGGAAAUUUGCUUGUGAUUGUAUUUGUGAGUUACUUUGGAGCCAAAUUACACAGACCGAAGCUAAUUGGAAUUGGUUGCAUUAUUAUGGGAACUGGAAGUAUUUUGACUGCCUUACCGCAUUUCUUCAUGGGAUAUUACAGGUAUUCUAAAGAUACCACUUUUAAUCCAUCAGAGAAUUCAACAUCAAGUUUUCCAACUUGUUUGAUUAACCAAACUUUGUUAGCCAAUAGAACACCACUGGAGGUAGUGGAAAAAGGUUGGGAAAAGGAUUCUGGAUCAUAUAUGUGGAUAUAUGUUCUAAUGGGUAAUAUGCUUCGUGGAAUUGGGGAAACCCCUAUUGGACCCUUGGGGAUUUCUUACAUCGAUGAUUUUGCUGAAGAAGGACAUUCUUCUUUGUAUUUAGGUAAUUUGCUUGCAGUAACAAUGAUUGGUCCAAUCAUUGGCUUUUUACUGGUAUCUCAGUUUUCUAAAAUGUAUGUGGAUAUUGGAUACGUGGAUCUGAGCACUGUCAGAAUAACUCCCCAGGACUCUCGUUGGGUUGGUGCUUGGUGGCUUGGCUUCCUUGUGGCUGGACUAAUAUCCAUUAUUUCUUCCAUACCAUUCUUUUUCUUGCCCAAAACUUUGGAUAAACCAAAUAAAGAAAAAAAAGCUUCAGCAUCCUCAAUAUCUUUGCCUAUGCAAAAUGAAGAAAAGAGUCAAAUGGCUAGUUUGACCAAGACUGGGCAAAAUGUUACUGACACUGUAACUGGUUUCUUCCAGUCCUUGAAAAGCAUCCUUACCAAUCCCCUGUAUGUUUUAACAUUAUUUUUGACACUGCUACAAGCCAGCAGCCAUAUUGGUUCUGUUACUUACAUUUUCAAAUACGUAGAGCAGCAGUAUGGCAAGUCAGCAUCUGAGACGAGCAUUUUGCUUGGAUUCAUAACCAUACCAUCUUUGGCAGCUGGAAUGUUUACAGGAGGAUUUAUUGUUAAAAAGUUCAAAUUUACCUUGGUUGGAAUUGCCAAAUUUGCACUUUGUGCCCAUUUGAUGUCCUUCCUAUUUCAUCUAUCAAACUUUGCACUAAUCUGUGAAAACAAAUCAGUUGCUGGACUAACCCUGACCUAUGAUGGAAAUACUCCAGUGGCAUCACAUCUAAAUGUACCACUUUCUUAUUGUAACUCAGACUGCAAUUGUGAUCCAAGUCAAUGGGAACCACUCUGUGGGAGCAAUGGAAUAACUUACAUAUCACCUUGUUUAGCAGGAUGUACGUCUUCAAGUGGCAGCAAAAAGUCUAUUGUGUUUCAUAACUGUAGUUGUGUGGAAGAAAAUGGUUUCCAGAGCAAAAAUAACUCGAUGAAGUUGGGUGAAUGUCCGAAAAGUGAUGACUGUAAGAGAAAAUUUUAUAUUUACACAGUAGCACAAAUACUUAUCCUUUUUUCUGCUGCACUGGGAAGCACCUCAACUAUCAUGCUGAUUUUUAAAAAUGUUGAACCUGAACUGAAAUCACUUGCCAUGGGUUUCCAUUCACUAACUAUUCGAACACUAGGAGGAAUUCCAGCUCCUAUAUAUUUUGGGGCUCUGAUUGACAGAGCUUGUAUGAAGUGGUCCAUCAACAACCAUGGGAAGCAAGGGGCUUGCAGGAUAUAUAAUUCCUCGUUAUAUGGACAUACUUUCUUUGGCUUGACUACAGGCUUAAAAUUCCCAGCCCUUAUUUUAUUCGUUGUAUUGAUUUCUGCUAUGAAGAAAAAAUACCAAGGGAAAGAUAUUAAGGCAUCAGAAAAUGAAACAAAAGCCAUGAAUGAAGCAAACUCAGGACCAUUAAUUAAUGAUGCCAAAGUGGACCAUGAAACACAUAUUUAG
Dama dama (fallow deer) is the source of this 2070-nucleotide messenger RNA. RefSeq names its product solute carrier organic anion transporter family member 1B3-like. The coding region runs from base 1 to 2070 and encodes 689 amino acids. The record is from RefSeq and is a predicted model, not a curated record. Gene Ontology annotation, cellular component: membrane. Gene Ontology annotation, molecular function: protein binding. NCBI's taxonomy places the organism in Eukaryota, Metazoa, Chordata, Mammalia, Artiodactyla, Cervidae. Gene Ontology annotation, biological process: transmembrane transport; sodium-independent organic anion transport. The transcript is spliced from 14 exons.